Messenger RNA from Andrographis paniculata, 1231 nucleotides. RefSeq names its product vesicle-associated membrane protein 711. Lineage: Eukaryota; Viridiplantae; Streptophyta; Magnoliopsida; Lamiales; Acanthaceae. Gene Ontology annotation, biological process: vesicle-mediated transport. The transcript has 4 exons. The record is from RefSeq and is a predicted model, not a curated record. Bases 99 to 761 code for a protein of 220 amino acids. Gene Ontology annotation, cellular component: membrane.
AGAGGGAAGGAACGACGUCAUUCCAGAGAGGAGAGAGAAAGAGAGAGGGGAGGCAGGCAGGCAGGAAGAGAAAGAGAUCGAUCCCGUGGAGGCGUGGGAUGGCGAUACUGUACGCCCUAGUGGCGCGUGGCUCGGUGGUCCUGGCGGAAUUCAGCGCUACCUCCACCACCGCGAAUGCAAUCGCCCGACAAAUUCUCGAGAAGAUCCCUGGAACUAAUGACACAAAUGCUUCCUACUCCCAGGAUCGCUACAUUUUCCACGUCAAACGCACCGAUGGUCUUACCGUUCUAUGUAUGGCCGACGACACAGCCGGAAGGAGAAUUCCAUUUGCAUUUCUUGAAGAAAUUCAUCAAAGAUUUGUCAGGACAUAUGGCAGGGCUGUUUUGUCCGCACAAGCGUAUGCCAUGAAUGAUGAAUUUUCAAGGGUCCUUAGCCAGCAAAUGGAGUAUUACUCAAAUGAUCCAAAUGCUGACAGGAUAAACCGGCUUAGAGGUGAAAUGAGCCAGGUGCGAAAUGUCAUGAUUGAGAAUAUUGACAAAGUUUUAGAGAGAGGUGAUCGGCUAGAAUUGUUGGUUGACAAAACUGCCAAUAUGCAAGGCAACACUUUUCGCUUCAGAAGGCAAGCUCGGCGUUUCAGAAACACGGUGUGGUGGAGAAACGUAAAACUAAUGGUUGCGCUGAUCUUCCUUCUCCUGGUGAUCAUUUAUGUUGUUGUGGCUUUUGUUUGCCAUGGGCCGACACUCCCAUCUUGUUUGAAGUGAUUGAUGUUCUGGAUACCAUUUUGCGGUCCUCUUCUCUUGUGCCGUGCCCCCAAGAAGAAGAAGUAUAUACUCGCAGCAACUUCCUCCUAGCAUUUUUCCUCAGGUUCUCUCUUUUGUGCUCCGGACUCACUCCCGAGUCGAGUUCCACACACCCUCACACACAGAUAUAUGUUGGUAUUCUGGAUUGAGAGAAAUUUGAGAUUUGCAUUGCAUUGCUUUGAAUAUUUUUUAAAACCAGAAGUGACUGGGGCAUCAUUCCCAGCAGUGUGUCGCAUCUUCUCUUGUUGGAAAGUAGUGUUGAGAAUUUGUGUUUUUAGCUCUCACCCGAACAAACACUUAUUGUUGCUUGGGGUGGGGGGGCUGAACGAACUCGAUCAAGUGUUGCUUGUUAUGAAGGGUCGAACAAGCUGUAUGACUGGACUGGUGUUGAAGCAAGUAUUAAUGUGAAAUCGUUUGUUUUUUGGGUGUUA